AUUACUCAGUGUUUAUCGUAUUCGCCCAAUACACCUGAAACGAAUUUAGUCUGCUUCAAAAAUAUAAGAAAAUUAGCUCUAGUUUUCAACUAACAUUGUCAGGUAACACGGUCAGUUAAUUAAGGUUUCGAACCACCCAGACUAGCUGGGCUGAGAGAGCGCAUCGCGGUUAGGCUGCAUAUCACCGUUAUUUAUGGGAUUUUGUGCAAUAAAACGAAGCGAUACCUUGUAGCUAUUUUCUUAAAUGGGUUUAAAUAAGCGAACUCUCGCGCCAUCGGAAAGAGGAUAAUAGCUCUUCGCGUGUAUUAACUAAUUGGUAGAAAGGGGUGUGUUAAUAUUGCAUCGAUAGGUUAAAGUUAUUGUUUAAAAAAAUAAGACACCGUGUUUGGAAGAGGCGAUUCAUUUCAAGAUGUUGACCGCACUUUUUUUUACUCAAUUUGUCUUCCGAAAAAUUGCAGGACUUUGCCAUACAGGGUUAUAUGAGAAUCGAACUACCCUGGUGUGGUUUCCCGUAGGCGUCCCAUGCGGGUGCGCGGAUGGAGUCGCAGGUGGGUGCGGGGGGUGUGGAGACGCCCGCCGGACCCUCUGUACCUCCAGCCCGUGGGCCGGAUUGGUGCUUUGCACAGGUGAGCAGGAUUGCGUGCUGUUUGAGGAUGUUUCUGGGACGCCGGGGGCUAAACUUGCCGGCCGCAAAACACCACGGGACCCUGGAAAUGGUGGGGUGACGUCACCCGCGAGUGAAGAAGAGGAGACCUCUGACCAUCACAUCGACGUGAAGAACAGCCCGCAGAAGGGGCUUGGUCGUAUAGAGGAGACUGUGUGUGAGAUGGAACGCCGCCGACCAGAUUCGGAUUCCGCUACACAGCGCGAAUACAAAUUCGAGAUGGCGGAGCUACAGGCUGCUCUGAAGAGGCUGAACAAGGAAAAGGAGCAGUUGAAUAAUGCCCUGACCAGAGCACAAGUGAAUAUUUCCAACAUGCAAGUGGAGCUGGACGUGCUGAAGAUGGAAAACAUAGACCAGCGGCUUCGGCAUGAAAGGGAGAAAAACGAGCUACAAAAGAUGCUGAUCGAAUACCAGUCCUACUGCAGUCACACCAAACUUGUGCAGCAAAUUAAGAGAAAUCUGCAUGACAGCAAUGAUCUGUUCCAAUCCAUCUUGGCGAGGACAGCAGAGUCCCGCAGUAGCAAGGUCCCAUCAAAGGAUGAACACAUUUUGGGGAAACUGAAGCCAUCUGUACAGACCACCAGCAGCUGGGCUGAUCAAUACCUGGAUAGUGGACUGUCUCUGUGGAGAGAUGAAGAGGACAGUUCAAGCACAGAGUUUGACUGUGAGGACCACCAGGAGAAUUUGGACUCUCCUUGCUCUGAUGCUAGCAUUCCUUACUCAAACCCCAAUGGGAUGGACUCUGUCGCUCCCAGCAGACGUCAGUCUGUCUCAUCCACCCGCAGACGUCUCUCAGCCUUUCCCAACCAGCAGGACACAGCAGAUGUUAGAGGGACUCCACCUGUCUACAGACUAGUUCUAGCUGGAGAUGCAGGAACAGGGAAAUCCAGCUUUCUGCUUCGGCUCAGCACGAAUGAAUUCAGAGGAGACAUUCGAACCACUUUGGGAGUGGAUAUGCAUAACAAGAAGAUGUUGGUAGAUGGAGAAGAAACGACGCUACAGAUCUGGGACACAGCAGGCCAAGAGCGCUUCCGCAGUAUCACUCGGUCGUAUUUCCGCAAAGCCCACGGUGUGUUCCUGUUGUAUGACGUCACAUCUGAGAGUAGUUUCCUCAGCAUCAGAGAGUGGAUUGACCAAAUCCAGGAAUCCAUAGAUAAACCGGUGUCGAUGUGUGUCGUCGGGAAUAAGGUCGACCUCCGGUCUGAGCAUCCUGAGGGAGGCUGUGUGAGCACCGGUGAUGGGGAGAAGCUGGCUACGGAGUACAGCGCUUUGUUCUGCGAGACCAGUGCCAAAGACGGAACCAACAUUGUAGAAGCUGUCCUUCACCUUGCAAGAGAAGUAAAAAAGAGAGUAGUUUCGAAAGAGCCUUCGGAGCCGCAGGUGACGCUAAGUCUAGAAGAUGAGGAUGAGACGGAUGGGGCAAAGACUGCCACCAGGCGCUGCUGCCGGAUGUAGCCUUCGUGGAAUUUCACAACGGACAGCAUGGACACGGUCGUACAUCUCGGCAGGAUCCAAAAUGCAAGUCUAUUCAGUUACACAGCCCAAUCUGCCAUGUUGGUCGUCGUCUUCAUUUUCUCGCAAAAUUAUUCAUUAGCGAGUCAUUUUAAUGUCUUCUAAACUACAUUUUAAAUAAAAGCUUAAGUCUUACAUUUUUGUCUUUAAACUGAAUUAACUGUUUAAAGAUUAUAUUUUGUGAUCCAUGCUAUGAAUGAAGCGAUUCAUUGAUCAUGUGAUUUUGUAUGUAUUAACUGGGUAAGUUUAUAAUAUAAAAUCCACUUACCCUUUGUUUUCUCAAUCUAAGACUUGGAUCAGCGCUUCGUUCGGACUGCAUUCUUGGUUUAUGUAAAUCCUCCUUGGUCUUUUGUGGAAACAAAACCCUCCCACUGUCUUGGAGCACAUGGGUGUUUCUAGGCCGCCAUAAGAAAUCUGAACAAGUCUAAUCAGAAACUUCCACAGA
Molecule: messenger RNA, 2621 nt
Organism: Brienomyrus brachyistius
Lineage: Eukaryota; Metazoa; Chordata; Actinopteri; Osteoglossiformes; Mormyridae
Product: ras and EF-hand domain-containing protein-like
Exons: 15
Coding region: 410-2119 (569 amino acids)
Molecular function (GO): GTPase activity; GTP binding
Source: RefSeq, a predicted model, not a curated record